AUGGUGGAUUACUAUGAAGUUCUAGGUGUGCAGAGACAUGCCUCACCUGAGGAUAUUAAAAAGGCAUACCGUAAAUUGGCACUGAAGUGGCAUCCUGAUAAAAAUCCUGAGAAUAAGGAAGAGGCAGAGAGAAAAUUCAAACAAGUAGCUGAGGCAUAUGAGGUGUUAUCAGAUGCUAAAAAACGGGACAUCUAUGACAAAUACGGCAAAGAAGGAUUAAAUGGAGGUGGAGGCGGAAGUCAUUUUGGCAGUCCAUUUGAGUUUGGCUUCACAUUCCGAAAUCCAGAGGAUGUCUUCAGGGAAUUUUUUGGUGGAAGGGACCCAUUUUCAUUUGACUUCUUUGAAAAUCCAUUUGAUGAUUUUUUUGGGAAUCGCAGAGGCCCCCGUGGGAGUCGAAACCGAGGUGCAGGAUCCUUUUUGUCUGCCUUCAGUGGGUUUCCAUCUUUUGGAGGUGGAUUUCCUUCUUUUGAUACAGGAUUUACUGCAUUUAGUUCACUGGAUCAUGGGGGUAUUACUUCAUUCUCAUCAACAUCAUUUGGUGGUAGUGGAAUGGGCAACUUCAAAUCGAUAUCAACUUCUACUAAAACAGUUAAUGGCAGAAAAAUCAUUACAAAGAGAAUUGUUGAGAAUGGUCAAGAAAGAAUAGAAGUUGAAGAAAAUGGCCAGUUAAAGUCCUUAACAAUAAAUGGUAUAGCAGAUGAAGACGCCUUUGCCGAAGAAUGCAGGCGAAGAGGACAGAAUGCCCUCCCUUCCCAAUCAACCAAUGUCCGCUCCCUGAAGUCUCACAGACCUGCUGCUUUACCCAAACAUGGAUCUUACUAUAUUUGUGAAGAGGAUGACGAGCAAGACAGACCCCAGGUCUCCAGCAGCUGGGAUGCCUCCGUUUUUUCAACAGGUGUGCAAAGGGAAACUAAUGUGAAGCAAACCAAAACUGAUGCUUCGCGUAAUUCACAAGGAAAAAGAGGAGAGAAAACAUCCCUGUGCUGUUGUGUUGUGACCUGA
Chrysochloris asiatica (Cape golden mole) is the source of this 1002-nucleotide messenger RNA. It is a transcript of the gene DNAJB6, whose product is annotated as DnaJ (Hsp40) homolog, subfamily B, member 6. Gene Ontology annotation, biological process: protein refolding; positive regulation of proteasomal ubiquitin-dependent protein catabolic process. Gene Ontology annotation, cellular component: endoplasmic reticulum membrane; cytosol. Lineage: Eukaryota; Metazoa; Chordata; Mammalia; Afrosoricida; Chrysochloridae. The record is from RefSeq and is a predicted model, not a curated record. Gene Ontology annotation, molecular function: Hsp70 protein binding; ATPase activator activity. Bases 1 to 1002 code for a protein of 333 amino acids. The transcript has 8 exons.